ACGCUUGACGGUUCAUGCGUGGUAGGCAUGGUAACAGCUGUGGUGUACGGAAGAGGAGUUCCCAGAUUUAACCGGUUUCACAUCUUUCGUUGGAUCAACCCAUUAUGAUGCACAUGCUUGGAGAUCGCACAUGCAUGGAAAGCCUGAGAAAGGACAUUACCGACCUACAGGGCACUGUAAUAGAUGUGUUCUCAAGAGUUGGAGCUGUACGAUACCCCUCGUGGAAAUUUCCAGAUACAUUGUCCUGCGAUCUGGACCUGGCGCAGCUUCUGGAGAAAUACGACCACAUAGAUGAUGAACCAGAGUUCACGCAGCUAUCACAUGUCGUUCUACUUGAGCUUGUCAUUGACAGAUUAUUGCUCCUUCUUCAAAGUUUCACUGUAUAUACAGAGGUAAUAAGCAGUGAUGGAGGCCUUCCGCCUGCCCGCGAUCUGGGAUCCUCUAUGUCCAUUGGCCUGGCUGUGCGCAAGUACUGGAGCAGCGUGCUGAAACUGGGGAGCGGUUACCAACAAUUAAAGUCUGUUGAUAAGAAUGUCAUUCAAGCAAAAGAAAAAGAGACAACAAAAGAAGCUUCCCAAUAUCCGCCUUCAUCUAGACUACAGUCUACCCCCAUGAGUUCCCAGCGCAGAAAUGUGAUCCCCUCGCUGACAGAAUCCCAAACCUGUGUUGCUUGGGACACCCGUACAAUAGGAUGCCAAACAUUGGAAUCAUCCCUUGUGCCAUGUGAUGCAUGUGACAUAGCUCAAAGUAGUCUACGAGAAGUCAGUGAAGCCAUCAUUAGUGUUUGCCUUGAUCAGAACUUGCCCUGUUCACUCACCAAGAUCCAAGAAAUUCUUCAUCCAGGCCGAAACCUUUCACCAACCGAGAUGCGUUACUGGGCUAGCGAAGAGAGCAAAGACCUGGCACGUAUUAACAAGCACUUGUCUGAGCUCAUGAAGAUGAUCAUUCCACUGAAGAAUCAAGUGGAAGCUGCCCGAGUGGAGAAUGACAGACUUCAACAGAACAUAGAGAGUGGAAAAAAGGCCAUGCAGGCUCACAAAGAGGAGCUGCAGAUGCAGGCAAAGGAGAGUGAGAGGAGGCUACAUGAAAAAGCCCAGCAGAGUCAGAAAGUUCUGAACAAAAUGGAGAAAGACAAAGAAGAAUUGAGGAGAGGGACAGCAGUCCUUGAAGAACGAGUUUCCAUCUUAAAGGAGGAGCUGAAAUCCCAGCACAGCGUCAUCAGAGAUCUGGAGCUGGCAAAAAAUCAACUUGUGCAUGAGAUGCAGAGCAUGGUGGAUAAGGAAAAGGUGACGGAGCUAGAACAGACCAUGAACAAUCUGAAACUACAUCUGGAUACCACAAUGCAGCAUUUAAAAGAGUCAGAGGAGGCCGUGUCCAAAGAGAGAGCAUGUGUAGAAAGCCUUCAAAGCCACAAAGAGUCCCUGCAGGUGAAGCAGAAAUCCCUAUUGCAGCAGCUGGACAGAUUAGCCCAGGAGUGUGAAAACCUGCAUGGAAGCUUGGAGGACGCUGAGGAAGAGAGAACAAAGUUGGAAGAACAGAUGGAGAAACUGGAUAGGGAGAAAGAGAAUCUCAUGAGUCAGAUAGAGGAGAAACAGGAGGCGGUGAAACAGCUGCAGAAAGACAAGCAAAGUCUAGAGGAGGCAGUUUCUGGCAUGGAAAAACAACUGAGUAGGCUGCAAGGAUCUCUCAAAGAAGAAAGAGAAAAAAAUAAACUGCUGGUGUCUUACCCAGAUUUGCAUAUCCCUCCGGAGUUUGAAAGCACUGGAGACGUAGCAGAAGAUAUGGAGAAACAGCUUCAAGCCAACAAUAUCCGCAUCAGCAUCUUAGAGGAAGAAAAUCUUAAACUGAGAGCCAAUCUGUCUAAACUCAAAGAGAAACACCAACUAGGGCAGCUAAAGCUGGUUCCCCAAACUCAGCUCUGGAAUAACCCACAUGCCACAGAGCCAACAAGUCUAGAUCUGCAGCGCCCACAAAGCAGCACCAUGUCUACCACACCACAAAUACGUUCCGUGGCUGUAUGCAGAGACACGACCCAUUCUCCGGCGAUCCUCCAGCGCGAGAGGAAGGGGUCCUCUGGGAGUACACGCCAGGCUCUGAGCUUUGUGACAUUCCCAUCGGAGAGCUCAUCCAUCGCAGCUUACGCACGUGUUAAACAAGUGAAGGGAAAAACUCGAACUCCCGUUGGGUCGGAUCGCAAAUAAACAUAGAGCAUGAAACGGAAUUUAGAAAUAGGCCAAUAGAAAUUUUAUGAGAUUGUUAACAAUGAGUCCUAAUGAACGCUGUUAUUUGUUUUGCUACAUAGUUCACGUAGGGCAAUAAAAGUAAAGGUCAAAACGUA
Spea bombifrons (plains spadefoot toad) is the source of this 2338-nucleotide messenger RNA. RefSeq names its product coiled-coil domain containing 157 (gene CCDC157). Bases 105 to 2201 code for a protein of 698 amino acids. The record is from RefSeq and is a predicted model, not a curated record. Lineage: Eukaryota; Metazoa; Chordata; Amphibia; Anura; Pelobatidae. The transcript has 11 exons.